Messenger RNA from Racocetra fulgida, 295 nucleotides. The record is from the annotation of a GenBank genome assembly. Lineage: Eukaryota; Fungi; Glomeromycota; Glomeromycetes; Diversisporales; Gigasporaceae.
AUGCUUUCUGCCUGGGCAGAAAUUGAUCUUAAGAUUAUUCAGUGUGCAUUUCAUAAAUGCUUCAUUUCUAAUGCUAUGGAUGGGUCAGAAGAUGAUGAAAUAUAUUAUAAUGAAAUAUUUUGCAGUGAAACUCAUAAAGUCAAUGCUGAAAUUCACGAUAUUCUGAAUGAACAAGAUGAAAAUGUUAUUGAGAUUGAGUCUAGCGAUUAUGAUGAAGAUCAAGAUUAUCAUGAUGAAAAUCAAGAGCACCAUGAUAUAGUAGUUGAAGAAAAUAAUAAUGUUCUUGUUUUUACAA